Malassezia pachydermatis is the source of this 3198-nucleotide messenger RNA. RefSeq lists its product as hypothetical. NCBI's taxonomy places the organism in Eukaryota, Fungi, Basidiomycota, Malasseziomycetes, Malasseziales, Malasseziaceae. Bases 1 to 3198 code for a protein of 1065 amino acids. The transcript has 2 exons. The record is from RefSeq and is a predicted model, not a curated record.
AUGGCUCCCAUCGUGUAUGAGCGGCGUCGAAUGGCGGAUGAAGACGUGGAUUGUAAUGACGUAGAUGACCGGUCUACGGAGCCAAGCUCGCCUUCGUUUCAGCUCAUGUCGCCGCCUACGUCACAUACGCUCUCCGGGAAAGACGUAGGUAUGCGCGCGACUGUGGGUGAUUCCAGCUACGAUACAAGUGUCGCCUCGAUCCUACCUUGGAAGGAAACUCAGCGUGACGGCGGUCUGGAAACGGAUAUUGACUCUGAGCCUGACGAUGUUGCAGCACCCACCACCCUGGCCAGCCGUAUGCAGCCCAAAUCUCUCGCUACCUCCAGCCUCUUUUUGUUCUCGGAAGAUGAGGACGAGGAGGGGCCCGGGAGGAAAGCACUAUCUGCCAAACAAGCGUCGCAGGUCGAUGCACGCAAAGCACGUAUGCAGCGACUACGUAUGCUUGCGCAGCAACGCACAUCCCUGGAUGAAGAGACGCGUGAGCCACCACGCUCGCCGUCUCCCCCCUCAGAGACUUCACGUCCAUCGAGUCCGCUUGCCGCUCCUGCGUUGGUCGAUAUUGUGAGCGACGACGACGACGACAAUAUAGCAAUUCCCGCGCCAUCUUCCAAGCCUGUGAAGGGGCUAUCGAACAAGGAAAAGCGCGAAAUGCAUAGCAUGUCUGCGCGUCUACGGCGUGAGCAUCGCACAAGUCUGCCACGACCUGAGCCCAAACGAUACCAACUCUCUGAGCUCUUGAGCACGAUCCAGCAUACGACGUCGCCAGCGCCGCAGGCGAUGCAUAGCUCGGACCCUGUGGAAUCCUCAUCCACACCUGACCCACGCCCUCCUUCUGAUCAAGUCUCCUCGGCUGUACCUACGUCGCCAUCCGAGCGACGUCGGCCUAUACCAGACGAUGAUGAGGCACGUCAGCUGGCUCAAAAGAAAUGGGCCUGGAUCCGGCGGCAGCCUGCGCCGCCGAGUUCCAAAGACGGCGAUGAUGACGACGAAUUGGAGGUGGUGGAUGUGCGCUCGCAUCAUGCCCCCCAUGUCCGCUUCCGCGGCUCACCACCCCGUGAUGUGCAACGUGACGAAGUGGCUUCGACAUUGGCGCACUUGGCAGUGCGGCCACGCACGCCUCGUCGGCAUCGGAUUGCUACAAACGAGUACCGCUCGCCCAAUGCUCAUGGACCGACCGCUGACCCUGUGUCGGACGCGCAAAUGGAUGUCGCAGCACACACCUUUGCCUUGGCUGCUCACAGGGACGCUGGGCAUAUGGCGCCCACGUCGCCCGGCCAGCCGGACAAGCCUACCCAGCGGCCUAGCAUGCCGCCUGUGUUGGGCUUGGGCGAGCUCAAUGCCACAGUCUUACAAAAGGUGUACGCCCAAAAUGCAGCCUCGACAGCGAAACGUGCCCCGCCGACCCAAGUGCCACAUCCACGUGCGUCGCCCUCGCCGUCGCCCCCACCCGACCCCCAACAGGCACCCGCGUCGAGUCAAGCCUAUAGCCCUGCGAGCUCCCUAGGCUCAGGCUCGUCCGAGAAAGAGAACGAACCUUUGCGGUCGCGCUCUGCAUCUCUCAGCGACAGCCAUCCUCGUGCUGCCUCGCCCUCACCCAGCGCGCCUCUUUCCGAGCUACCGAUCCCCGAUCUGGGCGACUUUUUCGCACCUACGCCCACCGACCGAUCCGUGCAGCCGUCGCCGUCCCCUGCGGCCUCCCUGUCGCGCACUGGUUCUAACAGCUCUGUCCUUGCCCAGUUUUUCGAGGCUGGCACACAAGAACCGUCGCGAAAUGCUUCUCUGGAUAUCUUUGCCAACGAGCGUCGAUCUGGGCCUGUGGGUGGCAUGACACAGUUCUUUGAUGCAACACCUGUCGACCCUGUGUCUCGCAGCCAGGAAGCCAUGCCUCCUCCGACGCAUGCGCCAAGUGGCGACGCUUUUGCUGCGCUGCGCCGCGCUGAACAAGCGGAUGCAGCCGCUCCCCUGUCGCCAGACGUCUUGCCUUCGCUGGAUCCAUCGCUAGCAGAGCGUGGAGAGGAUUUAUGGCGCGAAGCACAGGCGGCUCAGCAGCAAAGUCAUGACGGUAUGCUGUACCUCAACGAGGAUGGGUUCUUUACGCAGACCAAGCCCCAAGAACCGCCCUCGCCUGGGUCUGUGCACGAAGACAGCGAUGCAGACGAGCCAGCUCCAGCUCCUGCAGUUCGACAUACGUACAAGCGCCCUACCUCCGCCUUUGUGUUUGGUGAGGCGGAAGAGUCGGACGAAGACGAGCAGCGUGGCGACCACGGUGGUCUUGCAGGUGUAUUCAGCGACAAAGGGAGCGACUCUGAAAAAGAAGAGGGGUCCGAGGACGAUGCGGAUUUGUCGAGUCUGCUGGACGAUGAAAGCGAUUCCGACAACGAUGAAAAGGACGAGGCAGCGCGGAAGAUGUUUAUGCAGCACCAGCAAGAAGACGAUGCCGCCGCGCAAGCGCUUCAUGAACGUGCGACCAAGGGUCUUUUGCGACAUCGCCGACGUGGUCGUGAGGACGAUAUGUUGGCUGAUAUGCUUGACGAAGAUGCUGACGAAGAUGAACUUCGAAGGCGUCUACAAGCGCCUCGCUUUGCAAAGAGCAAGCGUCGUCAAGUGGAAGGCGAUGGACUGGAUGCACUGGCCGCGCGCGAAGAUGCUCAGGCCUUUGUCAGGACCUAUACGGAAACGCACACGACAGCGGAUGAUCACGCCAAGUACGACUUUUUGCACGCGGACGAUAGCAGCUCUGAGGACGAAGAGCGCGUCUCUGCACACACCAUUCGCACCGAAAUUCUACGUGCAAGCCGGCAACGUGCUGCAUCGCCAGACCUUUUAGACCCUACACACUCGGACCACGAUGAGAUCGGUGUCAAGCUCUCGUCUCGUGCAGCGCCGAAACGCGCGGCGACCACCAUGUCGGACGAUGAAGAUGCUCAUUACUCCAAGGUUCUCUUCACGUCAGGGAAAGUGGACGUGUCAUCAUUAUCACGGGAUGCUCAGGAAAAGCGGGCACGUUUGUUGGAAGAGUACAGCCACGAGCCUGCCUGGCAAGACGGCCGAGGCGGUCGUGGUGGUAUCGACCGACGUCGAAGUGGAUCUGCGAAGCGCUCUUCGUCGAUGCCUCUCUCACGCUCUUUUGAGCCUACUCAGUCAGCACCCUCUGUGCUGGUCCACCGUGUACUGAAACGCCAAGCGCAGUUCCCAUAG